Carya illinoinensis is the source of this 1699-nucleotide messenger RNA. RefSeq names its product protein ABIL2-like. The coding region runs from base 434 to 1411 and encodes 325 amino acids. Lineage: Eukaryota; Viridiplantae; Streptophyta; Magnoliopsida; Fagales; Juglandaceae. The transcript has 10 exons. The record is from RefSeq and is a predicted model, not a curated record.
AGUUUUUGCUUCCAAAAGGGAAGACUUUUUACUCUCUUAAAAAUCAAAAUGCUCCGGAUUCCCUCCCUGUACCGACGAGCUCUCCUUGAUGCCUGUCCCUCUCCACUUUCGCCUCUCCUCUCUCUGCAAGUCUUUGCCUUUUUGGUUCCUCAUAUCCUGUACCCUACAGGUGCAAUUUAAAGUUGUCGUUUUCCUUGGUUUAGUCAAAAUCUACCAAACCACAUUGUUCACUUCCAAAAGAGUGGCCUAUUUAUGUACAGCUAUGUUUGUUGGACGCCUUCACUACCUGAGUUUCACAUUUGGCCCUCAAAGUUUGAAUUUUGAAGCUGGUUUGUGUUUGUAGUUUUGGACUGGAAGUGGGCUUUGUGUUGUUGUCUGGAACUGAGUUUGGUAUAGCCAAGGUAAGGAACUCCGAGUUGCAAAUUUCUCUAUAAUGGGGACGAUGACCAAAUCUUCUACACUGCCCAUCCCUCAUGAAGCUUCUAACUUUGAUGAGGUUUCAAUGCAUCAGAGCUUGCUUUUCUCUGAUAGUCUCCAGGAUCUGAAAAAUUUGAGGACACAGUUGUACUCGGCAGCUGAGUAUUUUGAACUAUCAUACACCAAUGAUGAUCAAAAACAAUUAGUGAUAGAAACAUUAAAAGAGUAUGCUAUUAAAGCUAUUGUGAAUACCGUGGACCAUUUGGGUUCUGUGACAUAUAAGGUUAAUGAUCUUUUGGAUGAGAAGGUUGAUGAAGUUUCUGGAACAGAGCUCCGUGUGUCUUGCAUUGAGCAGAGACUAAGGACAUGCAAAGAGUAUAUUGAUCACGAGGGCCUUUCUCAACAGUCAUUGGUGAUAAAUACGCCUAAAUACCACAAGCGGUACAUCUUGCCAGUUGGGGAGACUAUGCGUGGUGCCAACCGAACGAAAUCAAAGUAUCAGGGUUGCAGCCUGGAUGAUGAAGAUGACUGGCAUCAAUUUAGGAAUGCUGUUCGAGCUACAAUUACAGAAACCCCAACAUCUACAACUAGUAGAGGGCGUUCCCCUUCCCCUUCUCCACGAAUAUCACAACGAUCUGCAAUUUUUUCCUUUACUGCUACCAUGCCCAAAAAAGAAUUAGAUAAGAGAACGGUAUCACCAUAUCGGUUUCCACUUUUACGGUCUGGAUCUUUUUCAAGUAGGCCUAUGACCCCAAAUUCAGUGCGGCCCACUACUCCAAACUCCAGUACACCAACCACUCCAAAUUCUAAUGCAAGACGAAGGUACCCUUCGGAGCCACGAAAAUCAGCUUCAAUGCGGUUACCUGCAGAAAGAGAAAAUGGCAAAGACGUUGAACAAUACCCAAGUAAAAGUAAACGUCUCCUGAAAGCAUUGCUCAGUCGACGCAAGUCAAAGAAAGAUGACAUGCUAUACACUUACUUGGACGAAUACUGAAAAAUAGAAUAAAAUGCUCUAAAAAGAAAAGCCAUGGGAGCAGGGCUUCGGACCAGAGACUUUGGUUUCAGUUUUGCCCUUUUCUUUGAUACUGGUUUAGUACUUUUUCUACUUCUGAGUGGUAGAUUUAUACGGUAAAGUAUUUCUCUUGUUUUUUUCCCUCUUUCAAUAUAUUGUAUUUUACUUUUGUAACUCUCAAGCAAAUCCAUUGGUCAUAUGAUGUACCAUUCUGAGCUACCUUUUAGUAAUGUAUUUGAUCAUAAUAUUAUUUAGGACAUUUUCUUUCUA